Molecule: messenger RNA, 1832 nt
Organism: Photinus pyralis (common eastern firefly)
Lineage: Eukaryota; Metazoa; Arthropoda; Insecta; Coleoptera; Lampyridae
Product: neuropeptide CCHamide-1 receptor-like
Exons: 7
Coding region: 254-1561 (435 amino acids)
Biological process (GO): G protein-coupled receptor signaling pathway
Cellular component (GO): membrane
Molecular function (GO): G protein-coupled peptide receptor activity
Source: RefSeq, a predicted model, not a curated record
UGUCAACAUUAAAUGUUGCAAGUUUACUGGGUGAGCGCGCUUUUGUUUUCGCGUGAAGAACUUUUUACGUGCGUUCGAAGGUGCAACCCUUAAAAACCGUUCCGAAUACGUGAAUGUAUGUGGCAGCGGGAUGAAAACGGAAAAAUAAGAAUCUCGUUCUGACAACAUUAGAACGCUGACAGAUUUCAAGAUUUCAAGAUGCGAAUUGAACGCGGCCCAGUCGAAUUUGGUGUUUAGCAAGUGCUCCUCGACAAUGAAUAAUGAGACCGAAGUGACCGAAGACUCGCUGUAUUGUUGCAAUACAACUCUAUCGAAUGAGUACUUCAACUUGACUACGACUCCCCCAAACGGUACAGAGACGGACUUUGUACCCUACUACGAACGUCCAGAAACGUACUUCGUCCCCGUCCUGUUUUUCCUCAUUUUCGUGCUGGGAGUGAUCGGUAAUGGAACCCUGGUGGUGAUAUUCAUGCGCCAUCGGACAAUGCGAAAUGUCCCCAACACGUACAUAUUAUCCCUGGCCUUGGCCGACCUACUAGUGAUAAUUACGAGCGUCCCAUUUACAUCCGUCGUUUACACCGUCGAAUCGUGGCCUUGGGGUGAGCUAAUCUGCAAGCUUUCGGAAACGGCGAAAGACAUAUCGAUCGGCGUUUCCGUUUUUACUCUAACGGCCCUGUCCGCCGACCGAUUCUUUGCGAUAGUUGACCCUUUAAAGAAGCUACACGCCACCGGUGGGAGCCGUAAAGCAACCCGGUUAACUUUGGGAAUUGCAAUAUCAAUAUGGAUCCUUGCACUAUUGUGCGCGGUACCUGCGGCGAUAGGUUCGCAUUUGAAGAAAAUAAGCAGCCCGGACGAGACGAUCAGCUUCACCGUGUGCUACCCGUUCCCGCAGGACUGGCUGAAUCACCAGUAUCCCAAAAUAAACGUACUGAUGAGGUUUCUAAUCCUCUACAUUCUACCCUUAACAAUAAUCGCGAUAUUUUACCUAAAGAUGGCCAACUAUUUAAUUAUAAGCACUAAGAACGUUCCGGGCGAGGUGCAGGGAACGCAAAAGCAGAUUCGCGCCAGGAAGAAGGUGGCGAUUACGGUAUUAAUUUUCGUAUUAGUUUUCGCGAUAUGUUUUCUACCCUCGCACGUCUUUAUGUUGUUUUUCUACUUCUACCCGGACUCGGAGGAGUAUUACAACGCCUUCUGGCAUUAUACGAGGAUUAUUGGAUUUUGCCUGUCGUACUUAAACUCGUGCGCGAAUCCCAUUGCACUUUAUUGGGUUAGUGGGACGUUUAGGAAGCACUUCAAUAGGUUAGUUAAGUUGAUGAGUUGUAUUCAGUUUGUAAGAUUAGUCUUAUUUAGGUACCUCUUGUGCACAAAGCCAAAACGGACGAGAUGUAAUACCUGUCAAGGACAACACGCGACUUCCUUAACAAUGAUGUCAACCCGUAGAGUACCCUCCACCCUCAAAAAUAGAAAUAUGUCAACUAAUAGACGCGCGAACCUAUUGGGACAAGAAACGUCGAUCACCCUCCUUGGGAACGGCACCGAUCACGUCUGCAGCAAAAUGUAAAUGUUACGUGUGCAAUUCAUGUUACAAUUCAAUGUUGAUGUGCACCUUUUAAUUGAAACUCGUCGCAUUACCUGUACCUGUAUAAAGAGUAUUAAUUAUAAGUAUUUAAAGUUGGGUAAAAACUACCCUCUUAGAGCAACACUGCGCUUAACAGUAGACUAGUGGAUGUCUUUAUUACAAGUUUAAUGAAACUUAUUUUUUUACAAUUCAUUGUCUCUUGUAAAUAAUGUUCAUGUCUCCCAAAUUCAAAUUAAUAAAUACAUAAUUUUGA